Messenger RNA from Anthostomella pinea, 777 nucleotides. NCBI's taxonomy places the organism in Eukaryota, Fungi, Ascomycota, Sordariomycetes, Xylariales, Xylariaceae. The record is from the annotation of a GenBank genome assembly.
AUGGAGGAGUCCACCGCCCCCGUGAUCCUGGUCACCGCCGGCAGCGCCGGCCUCGGCGCCGCCGCCGUCCGGCUCUUCGCGAAGCACGGCUACCGCGUCGUCGUGAACUACAGCAGCAACGCCGAGCGCGCCACCAAGCUCCUGAACGAGCUGCUGACUUUAUCCGGCAUCACUCCCAACGACGAGGACGAGGACCUCGCAUUAAGUCGUCGUUUCGUUGCGAUCCGGGCCGACCUGGGCAGCCGCGACGAGAUCGCGCGGCUCGUGCGGGAGACGGUCAAGCGCUUCGGGCGCCUCGACAUCGUCUUCUCCAACGGCGGCUGGACGCGCGCGCGCGGCAUGGUCAGCAUCGACGACAACUGCUUCGAGGACGAAUGGGAUCGUGCUUUUAACAUGAACGUCAAGGCCCAUUUGUGGCUCAUGCAGGCCGCGAGGGCGCACCUCGAUGAGACCGAGGGGGCGUUCGUCACUACGGCUUCGCUUGCUGGGGUGAACCAUAGCGGUAGCUCAUUGGUGAGAGACUCUGAACGCGCCUUGGAAAUUUGGAGUAACACGAUGGCAGCCCCGAAGAUCAGGGUCAACUCCGUGUCCCCUGGCCUGCUUCUCACGGAAUGGGCAGAGAAGUUCACCGACGAGCAGAAGGAGGCGCAUCUGCAGAAGACCAAGCUCAAGCGAAUCGUGACGGUCGAGGACGUGGCCGAGCAGGUUCUCACCUUCGCCAAGAGCAGGAGUAUGACGGGUGUAAAUGUACUCAUGGACGCCGGGUUCGUCUUGUGA